GCAGCAGCAGAAGCAGCACUGUACAUAGACAACAGCAGGUCAGCUACAGACCGAUCGUUCCUCAUGAUCUCAACGGUUGCUGAUGAGAGCCGAUAGGACCCGGACUUGCUCGAACAGCGCCAAUUAGCUGUGAGGGACAGAUGCGCGGCUUCGUCUCCGUGUGUUUGUGUACUAAGCAAUAUGUUCCGUUUGAAGCGAAGGUGCUGAUUGAAACAUAGUCGCUCAUCGACUGUGUUUGAAAGGAUGUGUUGUCUGCUCUUUACGUAACCCUCUUUGCGUAAUUUUGCACUGGAUGCCGCGUGGACCCGGAUUAUUUGGCGAGGAGAGCUCCAGUGAUCUCCCUCCUCCCCGUUUCUGUUGUCCUCGGCAGCAGGCUCACAGACUCAUUCACACGGAGAAUCUGAAUGCAGCAGCAUUGUAAACAGACGAGGAGCUGUCUUAAUGAAAGACAGCAUCGGUGCAUCCCGCUCUAAGCCUUUUAUCAGCGAUGCUUGGGAUUCCUGCAGCUGCUCUCUCUCCAAUGCUGUCUCUGAGAAUGGGAUCAUAGUAAAGUUCUCUGGGAUAUAGAUCAACUACUAGCAUGUUGCAGCCCUACAUCAAAGCAGGUGACAGCCUGUUGGAAGCAUUACCUCACUGGAGUAAGCGUCAGAGAUGGGCCUUCUCCCUCACCCUCUGCAUGGCUCUCCUCUGGCUUCCAGGGGCGGCCGCAUCGACCCUGAACUGCCACAAAACCUGUAUCUGCGCCUCCAACAUAGUGAGCUGCUCCAAAAUGAACCUGACCAUCAUUCCGACUGGUCUGCCGCUCUACAUGGCCGUGCUGGAUCUCAGCUACAAUGACAUACAGCGGUUGAGAUCUGAGUGGACACCUGUCAGGCUCCCGAAGCUCCAUAACCUUCUGCUCAGCCAUAAUAAUCUCACCUUUCUGUCUUCAGAGGCAUUUGUAUAUGUGAAGUACCUGCGCUACUUGGAUCUGUCCUCAAACCACCUGCAGCAGCUCGAGGAGUUAAUCUUCGAGCCUUUGGUCAAACUGGAGGUCCUUUUGCUCUACAACAACCAUAUUUCCCAGAUUGAGCGCUCAGCUUUUGUAACCAUGAUUAACCUUCAGAAGCUCUAUCUUAGUCAGAACCAAAUCUCCCGUUUCCCCCUGGAGCUGGUCAAGGAAAGAUCCCGCCUGGAGAAACUUAACCUCCUGGAUGUGUCCUCUAACAAGAUCAAGAUUUUACCCAUCGAUGAGCUCCAGCUGCUGCCUGCCUGGAUUAAAAACGGCCUCUACUUCCACAACAAUCCACUGCUGUGUCACUGUGAUCUCUACACGCUUUUGGCCCACUGGUACAUCCGAAAGCUCAACUCCGCCAUGGACUUCAAAGAUGACUACACAUGCAUUCUGCCCGGCCCACAAAAAAUCCAAGAGCGUGUUUUUGAUCUCAGCGGUUACAACAUGAACUGCAGCACGUUCAAGGAGAAAGAUCAAGAGGCUUUUCUGGAGCAAAGGAUGGUCCUUCUCUGUGACACCAAACACAGGAAGAUGUCAAAGACCUGGAUGAUGCCUGGAAAUGUAAUGGUGACUCAUGAGAGCAACCAGACAGCCACAGUGUUGAAGGAUGGGAAUCUGCAGAUCAGUCCAGUGAGGGCAGAGGACUCUGGGACCUACACUUGCAUUGCCAUGAGCGAGGCCUUUAACGAGACCAUCUAUGUGGUCCUGAAGGUUCAUAAUUUCACCAUGCACGGGGGUGGGGAGACCCUGAACACAGCAUACACCACCUUAGUGGGCUGCCUGGCCAGUGUGGUGCUGGUCCUCAUGUACCUUUACAUGACACCGUGUCGCUGCUUCUGCUGCCCUGAUAAAGGUAAAACACGAGGUGACGACAGCAUCCACUCAUCCAUGCUCAGCGUGACACCCACCCAUGAGGACCCAACGCUCAAGGCGGAGCUAAACCGGCACGUGGAGUUCAUAGACUCCAAGGACUUGCAGGGCCAGAAUGGAAAGCUGAACCCAAACGGGGACGACGAUGAUGAUGAUCUGGAUGCGGAGGCUGGUUCUCUUAUGAAGGGGAAGAGAAAGAAGUCAGUAGCAGAGUCCAUCAGCUCAGUCUUCUCAGACACUCCCAUGGUGGUCUGAGAUGACUUCAGCAAAGACGCCAGAUGUGACUUCAUGUGAACAGUUCAAAGUUUGCCAUGUUUAAGUUCAUCUAAUCUGUGACUAAACCUGAAGAGGGGAAAAUAAGGACGGAUUUUCAUAUCUCGUUGCCGGCAUGUGGAAAUAAGGAUAUCAAAGGGAUAUUACAUUUACAAACUAUCUUGUUGUCUGCAAUAACAACAAGCAAGACUUUUCCAGCAUAUUAAUGUGUAGCAAUUAUUAUUCAUACUGUGAAGGGAUGGCAGCAAAUAGGAACGGUGGAAACUACUGAAGUCUUAUGAGUAAAAAGUAGAUGAUAUGUUGUGAAUGUCAGCACUCAGGAAGUGAUAAAACAAACUGUUUAAGUGUGAGGAAAUACAAAGGAAACACAUCACGCACAGGUUGAAAGUAGAUUUUAAAAAUCUUUAUUGAAACCAUAGCGGGUUGAUAAUUAUAUCUAUCAAUACAACUAGAUUAGAGCAUAGAUACAGAGCCCCUCCUCUAUCAGGGACCGACACUUAGAAAGACAGCCCACUGUCUACUGGCUGUGAAUACAUCCUUAUAUUAUGCUUGAGUCAUCUAAAGAGAAACAGCAUGUCAUAAGGCAAAAUAAUACACGUCCCAGAGUGAUCUUUGCAGGUCAGCUCCCUCCUACACCAUAGCUGUCAGCUACUUGCACUCUGAUGUAGUUCAUCAGACCUAAUGUUAUUCUGAUUCAUAGUAUAUGUGUAGCCAUAAAGAAGAAAGAUAUUUUCUCUCAAAUUAAAUUUAGGCUAUGUAGACAUUAAAAAUAGUUGACCUGUUCAAGGCUGGUCAUUGCUUAUCUAAGUAGAAACCUCUAUAUUUCAAAACUACAUCAACACCCAAAAGAAACGUCCAGAGCCUUAUUCAGUAAAAACAUUGAACGCCUUCAGAGUGAAGAGUAGUCCUCAAUAUUUUAUUUAUGUUCUGCAUACUGACAGGUAUCAUGGUACUUAGAAGGUGACUAGACGUUUGCCUCAUAACAAUGGACAUGCCCCUUACUGCAGUUUAAAUCCCCCUCCUGGUCAAAUUAUAGUGUUCCUAGCAGGAGGUUGAACUCUAAGCUAACAGUAACAGCUGCUAGCUUUAGCGAACAUGUUCCUCCCUGGAUUUGAAAUAAGCCCCUUUCAUAAAAGCCUGAAAAGUCUGAAUGUGCAUAUACUAAACAUUAGAAACCUCUGGGCAGUCGUAGGUCAUAAAUAAUAGAUUAAAGCACUUUGUCUGGCAUUGUGCUUAGCUGGAUGAUUACCAGGGUCACUCUGUUUUGAAAAAUGGCUUUUUUCUUUUGCCUUGUGGUCGGUAGAGAAAGCCGGAGAGAGGUUGUGUAAGUAAGUCCUGACAGGAAACCCAUUCUUGUAUUUAAUUGUCAUAAUUGUAGAUUGAGUUAAAGAUGCAAGAUGCCCCCGUAUGCUUGACACAGAGUGUGCCUUUCCCUAAACAAGAAGGAGAGGUUUAAUUAAACCGCACGGUGUACGUGUAAUAAUACAUCAAGGCCAGAAAGGCUUAAAUGCUAAUUGGAUCUUUUGAUAGAUUCCAGCUUCCCUCUUUGUUAUCACAGCCACACAAAGCCAUUCUCUCGAUUCAGCCCAGAUGUGUUUGUUUGUGUUUCUCAGUCAUUACGUGCCUGUUCAAAGCAAUCAUUCAGCCAGGCAAUGGAUGUGUUGCCCUUUAAGCUGUCUUUUAUUUGUUUUUGAGGGAAACGCUAACAGCAUUGAUUGACCAUUAGCUCUCCCACUCAUUUAUACGGCUGGAAAGUCAAAUAUAAGAAUUUGGAAAGCAACAUGUUAGUAUUUGAAUGCACAAUGCUGCUUUGUUUUCCACUUUAUGCAGAUAUUUGUGUAAAAAAAAAAAUCACAUACAUCUUGCAUUCAAAUGUCGGCAUAGCGGUCAGAUGAUAUGAUCCAUCACAUUUUGGAGAUCAAUAGUGUUUUGCGCAAACAUGAUGUUAUAUUUAGCAUCUCUUGUGUGGGAGAGAAAAGGGAAGUCACACUUGUCAGAGAGGUUGGUGUGUAAAUCAUCCCGUUUCUCACACAUAGGGAUACCAGGUGGAGAGAGGGAGAGCAGCAAAAAAAAUACCACAGGAUGCACUUAAAUAAAGCCACAUUUAGCACAACCCCAGACAGGCCAGUUUUGUGAAUCCAGGCUCCAGGUUUUGCCCCAUGGAAUUGAAAUAUGAGUUGUUUCCUGCUUUUUCAUUUGGCGAUCAAUCUAAAAAAAAAAACCCCUCAGAUUUCACCACCUGGCCACUCAAGGCCUCAUGAGAAUCUAUUGACGCUGUCGCAGAAUCUGAAAAUAUCCUGGGUGUAAAGUAGCAGGCAUGAAACUGCCAGACCAUCAAGAAUAAGCAUGUGUUCGCCCUGAUGCGAGCCACUGUCAAUCAAGGUAAAUCUGUUUUUACUAAUAGGCGGUCUUCUCCACUUGGUUGUCACUUAAUUUACAAGUUUAGUUCUGUACAGAGACGAAUGAAGUGCUAUUGGUCCUGACAUAGAGGAGAAGCCAGGCUUUGUUCUGUCCAAAGCAAAUCUGCCUUCUUAUAUACAGUAUAUAAAGUAUAUAUAUAUAUAUAUGUAUUAAGACUCACUGUUCAGUAUUGAUUAGUUGUGUACUGCUAUGUUCUACCAGUGUACUGACUGUAUUCUUGUGUAACCUGUAAUGUUAAUCAUUUUGCAUUUUGUCUGCCACUGUGCUACUGUUAGCUGUUUCGACAUUUAAGUCUUGACAUACAUGUUUAUUUUUUAAGCGGGGUUGGGUUUAGUUUUCUCAUUGAAAGGAUGUAUUUUACACUUGAAUCUACUAAAGAAUAAGCUUAAAAGAAAAAACUA
Molecule: messenger RNA, 4959 nt
Organism: Labrus bergylta (ballan wrasse)
Lineage: Eukaryota; Metazoa; Chordata; Actinopteri; Labriformes; Labridae
Gene: amigo1
Product: adhesion molecule with Ig-like domain 1
Biological process (GO): brain development
Cellular component (GO): membrane
Molecular function (GO): protein binding
Source: RefSeq, a predicted model, not a curated record